AUGGCUGAUAGUGUAGAAGAUUCAUUGACGAGGAUAUGUUUGAAUGUUAUAAAUCUCAAAGAUACGCCGGAUUCUGCAUUUGAAAAAUUGCUGAAACUUGUGGUAUGUUUAUUUUUAUCGAUUUCUCCGUUUUCAAACAAACUAAAUUAUAGAGUGAAAAUGAUGAGACGAAUUCAAUAUUGUUAGAUAUUUUGGUACAAGUUGAGGGUGAAGUAGAACUUUGUGCGGACGUGGCAAAAUCGAAACAGGCAUUUUUGAAUUUCGCAAAUUGUUUGAUUGAUACAAUUAUCCCGGAAGAAGUUCUGAGAGCAGAAUUAGAAUGUUAUGAUGCGACAAAACAAGACUUCACAAAGCAAUUGAUUAGAUUCAAAACGAGAUUUUAUUUCAAACAAGCGAAAUUCAAUUUACUUCGCGAGGAAAGUGAAGGAUAUUCAAAAUUGAUCACCGAAUUGCUCGAAGCUGAAAAUUCAUCGAAUAAAGAACACUCAAAAAUUGUGAAGAAUCGAGUUCUCGCAUUAAUCGGUCAAUUCAAUUUGGAUCCAAAUCGUGUAACAGAUAUAAUUCUCGAAUGUUUCGAAAAUUCAAAUUCCAAACAAAAUCAUUUUUUCAUCGAUCUUCUCAAAGAAAUCAAAGUUGUCAAGGAAUAUCUUUGCGCAAUUCUAGGCUUCAAAUACACAUUUUAUCAAGGAAAUUCCAAUAAGAAAACUCCAUUUUCAUUGUAUACUUUAACAUCUUCGCUAAUUCAAAGUGAAAUGAUUGAUCUUAUGAAGAUUUUGGGGUAUAUGGUUCCGAAAACCGAAGAAAUAAAAGAGGGACAUCGUGGAAGAGCAGCAAAUGCACAAGAAAGAUCUGGAAAAGCUGAAACUAUUUCAACAGCUUCGAUGCCAAUUUCGAAUAAUGGAGGAUUUGAAAAUAGUGAAAAUAGCGGGAAUACACAGAAUACAACUACGAUCUCAUUUACAACUGUUGUACAAGUUCAAGAAGAUGAAGAUGCUAAACUUUCUGAAAAGUUUAUGGAGGUAAGGACUUUUUGAAUGGUUUUUUAUCAUUUCUAAUUAUCGAAAAUGAAAUGAGCCUUCCCAAAAAUGAGCAAAAUUAGGGCACUUUCUAAUUGUUUUUUUAAAUUUUAAUUUUUAUUUAAAAAUAUUUAUUUUUAAAAAUACGUGAACGUGACCUAGUUUAGUCAAAAUCAUUUAUUUAAAAAAAACCUCAUUUCAAACUUGCUGACUUGUCGCAACUCCCACUAAUUUUGAGGGUAAUCAAAAGGGGAAAAUUAGCUGAAAAUUAAUUUUGAAAAUCUUUUCAGGAGCAUGUUUUGGCAACAAAUCAAAAACUCGGUCUCGCUUGUGCUCUUUUGGAAUCUGGAAAUUGGAAACAAGCUCAACUUUUAAUCGAUCGAUUACCCGAAUAUUAUGCAGUUCAAGCGAGUCCUCGAAUAUGCCGUGCACUUUGUCGAAUAAUCGAGCGAUCCAUCGAAGAUUUCUACACAAAACAGUGUUCCAAACAAUUGUUUGGAAAUUUGUUGAAAAAGCCGAGAAAUGCACAUUUGGAUGAGGAAAAUGGGUUGAAGAAGGUGGAAAAUUGGGAGGAUUUGGCGAAACUCUCGCAGGUUUUAUGGUAUUUGGGACCGAGAAUCGCUUAUCGAGCAAGUACAAAUGUGAAAUUGAUUAGAUUGUUGGUGGUCUAUUUUCAAAUGGUUGAGAAAAAAUCGGUGGAGAAAAACGAGAAAAGUUAGUUUUUGUUUUUGGUGAAAAAAAAUCAGAAGAAAUAUUCAAAGAAGGUUUUCAGAAUCUUUUUUUAAAAAAUGAUAAAAAUGACGAAAGAUCUCUGUAAUAACAUUUUUCAAGUAUCCGAGCCCAAAGAGUUCAAAUAUCAAGGAUAAGCGAGAGCCUAAGAAGCCCCGCUGGCCUAAAUAAAACUUCAAAUAUUUUCCCAUUUUCCAGUUUACCGUCUUUUCAUUGAUAUCACAUCCGAAUGCCUUUUACCAUCUCUAACACUUUCCGAAACAAAUGUGGCACUUUCCGAAGAACUUUGGCAACUUGUUCAACUUUUCCCAUACACUUGGAGAUAUUGGAUGUAUUCAAAGUGAGUAUGAUUUUUGUUCAGUAAUAUUUACAUAUCUAUUUCUAUUCAGAUGGAACCAGGAAACUGCUCGCCAUCCGGAAAUGAAUAUAAUGCGUGGCAAAAUCUAUGGGCGAACAAAAUAUGUGUUGAAACGACUCUCGAAAGAUACUGUCAAAUUGAUGGGUCGACAUUUGGGAAAACUUUGUCAUAUUCAUCCGAUUACAGUACUCUCAUAUUUGUUGGCUUCUGUUCAGACUUUUGAUAAUUUGAUUGGACCAGUUGUGGAGGGAUUGAGAUUUUUGAGCGGUUUGGAGUUUGAUGUAUUGACUUGUGAGUUUUUGUUGAAAUUUUCAGAUUUCUGAACUUUUUAAACUGGUUCAAUUAAAUAUUGAAAAUUUGCCUGUGAAUGAACCAAAUUAUAGUUUUUAAAUGAAAAUUGGACAGAAGUUCCACAUUUUAUCAUUUUCUCCAAUUUAAGUGAAUUUCAAGCGAAAUUCCUUGUAAGCUUUGUUUUUAAAAGAUCAAUUUGAGAUCCAAUUUUCCGAUAAAUUUACAAAUUUUGAAACCUAGAUUUUCCGGGAUUUUCAGUAAUUUUUGAAUUUUUUUUCCAAUAAUUGCGUAUUUUUAGAUUGUAUAAUCAAUCAACUUUCGGAUCCAUCAAAACAAGCUCUAAAAGCAUCAGAUGCAACUAUUUCUCCGUGGCUUCAAGCACUUGGAACAUUGGUAAUUUUCAUUUCUAGUUUUUCCCCAUCCAAAUUCAAUUUCCCUUAUUUUCUUAGGUCGGUCAACUUUAUCGUCGUUAUCCAUUGGAAUUGCACGGAAUGUUGGAUUAUGUUCUAAAUCAAUUGAAAUCUUGCAAAAGUUUUGAUCUACUUUUGCUUCGUGAAAUCAUCCAAAAUAUGUCAUGGAUUGAAUCGAGUCAAUCAGCCACAAAAGAACAAUUGGAAGCAUUGGGAGGAGGAGAAAUAUUGAGACAGGAAGUGAGGAUAUUUUUAUGGGGUUUUGGGUAACUCAUUUGUGAUGUGUUUCCUGGAAAAAUUCAGAAGAGAUCUAAAUUUAAAAGAAAAUCUUUUGUGAUUUUUGGAUAAUUUUUCUCUCCAGGGUGGCGGAUAUUCGACAGCGAAAAAUAAAAGAGCUGCUCAACGACUUCGAGAUACUCUAUUAAAAGGCGAUUUGGCAGUUGGUUUAUGCAUUUUGAUUGCUCAACAAAAAGAAUAUAUUGUAAAUAAAGAAUCGGAUAAUUUGCCAUUGAAAUUAAUUGGAGAAAUGGUUGAUCAAUGUGAGGAUACUUUACAACAACUUGUCGCAUUUUUGACAUCUUAUUUGAAACACGAAGAAUAUUCGAAACGUUUUCCCGAUGUUCGACAAUUUUUGACGGAUUUUGGGUUGAAUGUUGAAACAUCGAUGUGUUUGGCGAGGCCUGGAAUUAUUCAUAAAAUUAUGGAGAAUUAUGAUUUGGCGAAAAAAGAGAAAAGAGCUGGAAGUAUUGAAGAUGAAAAUGGAUAUAAAUUCAAAUUGGAAUCUGCACAAAAAGUGAGUUUGGGGUUAGAGAAUUUGAGGAAAAUUUGGCUAAAACUAGUCUUGAAAACUUGAAUUUUACUUGAAUUUCAAAAACUAAACGUGGAUUUCCAUAUCAAAAAUUCUCAAUUCUCCAUCCCUAAAAAAUAUUUCAAUUUCCAGACCGCAAUUUUCAACACAGUCUUCGACACCAAAAUCGCCGAACUUUCCCAAUAUUUUUUGUCUUCAAUUCCUGAUCUCGAAAAAAAGCUUCCACAUCGACUAUUCACUGUUUUCUGGACUUUGACUAAUUUCGAUAUUGAGGUUCCUGUUUUGGCAUAUGAAAGAACAAUUGAACAAAUCAAAAAACAAGCGAAAGAAGAUGAUCAUGUUAGUUCUGUUUGCCACGUCAUAACUAAUUUAUUAAGUAUUGUUUUCAGAGAUUGAAACGUGGUGAAGAACGUCUUCGACAACUUGAAGGAAAAUUAAAAGAGGAACAGAAAAAACAAAUGGAACAUGUGGAAAGAGUGAAAUCAUGGUUGACAAGUAUCAAAGAUGGACUUUUUGAGGAAAAAUCUAAAGGAGUCGCUGAACAUUUCCUCCAACUCUGCAUUUUGCCACGUGUUUUGUUUUCGGACAUUGAUGCAAUGUUUUGUGGAACAUUCUUCUUUUUGUUGUAUCGAUUGAGGACACCGUUCUUUCAACCAUUGAUCAUGAUGGAUAGAGUGAGCAUGAGCAUUUUUGGGAGGGAAUUUGAAAGUUGAGGCUGAAUUUUGGAAUUUCAAACCGAAUUAAUAUGAGUAUUUGCCACGUGGUUUUUUGACGUAAUUAUCAGAACUCUGAAAAUUUCAGAAUCAUAGGAACAAGGCAAACCCUGAAUUUUUCGCCAAAAUUUUGAAAAAUAUGAUUCAAAUAGUCUAACUUUCCAAAAACGAGAUUUUAUUCAAGCUUAAAAUUUGACACGUAGAUUUGUAGUGUAAUCUAAAUUUUUGAUCUCAAAUUGUAUAUUUCUUUUAAAAAUCGACAAAUUUUUCAGAUCUUCGAUAAUGUGAUUCCAUAUUUAACUGGAUUAUCUGAAAAUGAGGCAAAUUCAUUUUCUCGUUUUCUCGAAAUUCUUCUAAGUCAAGUUCAAAAAUGGCAUGGAGACAAAGAAAUCUUCCAAAAAGAAUGUUUUGGUUUUCCUGGAAUGAUAACAAAAUUUCCAAUGGAUUUCGAAAUGUUCCGACGUAUUUGUCAUCAAUGGCAACAAAGAAUGACAAAAACAUUUCAAACUGUAUUAUCAAAAGAUGACACCGAAUAUGUGACAAUUCGAAAUUGUUUGAUUCUGAUGACUAAAUUAACACCGUGUUAUCCGCUAAUGGUUACUCAUGUUAAUCAAAUGGAAAAAGUUGCGAUUCAAUUGAGAGAUCGUGAAAAAGGAAAACGAGAUGAUUUAUCAUUGAAAGCUGCUUCGUAUAUUGGACAAUUGAAAAUGAGAAAAGUGAAAUUGUAUGGAGAAAGUGGUGAUUUUGCAAAAAGUAAUGCUAAAAAACAACCGGCUGCUGCAAAAAUAAAUGGAGAACCGAGCCAGAAAAAAAGCAAAUUGGAAAAUGUUGAAAAAGAAAAGGAAAAAGAGAAAGUGAAAGAAAAUGGAGAAAUUGUUGAGAAAAAAGAGGUGAGUUUUGAGAAAUGAAGGAAAAAAUCGAAAAAUCUAGAAAUCUUGAAAAAUUAAAAGUAUUUUUAAAAAAUACCUGGAAAUGUUUUAUGGAGCCUAAAACCAGAAACUAAUCAUAGCCCUAAUUGUAGACAGGUAACCCUGAAAUUUUGCUCUGAAAAUCUAAACCCAAUUUUUUCAGACAAAUGGCAAAGAAAAGUCUACUUCAUCGACUGAAAAAUCAGAAGCCAAAGAAGAACCGAAAGAAAAGGAAAAAGAGAAGAAAAAACGAGUUGCGGUAAGUCUUUUAGAUUUGUUCAGGCUUUCAAUGUCUGUUUUUUCAGAAAAGUGAGCUGUAUGUUGCUCGAAAGAGUGCAGAAAAAUCGGAAAAAGCAGAUAAAGAUGUGAUCUCAACGACUACAACUGAAGAAGGAGAAGUUCGAUCUCCAUCACCACCGCCUGUUAAAAAGGUAGAUUAGGGAAAUUUCUCAAGAGUUUUUCCCAAAAAACCUCCAAAUGUUUUCAGCCAAGAAUAGCUGAUCGAUUAAAACGCGAAACAAAAGCUGAAACGCCGUCGAAAAAAGAAAAAGAAGAAACAAUUCACAAGCGAAAAAUUGCGGGACCCGAAAAACCGUCAAUAACUGCACCACAAAAGGAAAAAGAAAAUAAGGAGAAAGAAAAGAAAGAGCAUAGAAAAACGAGAGAGGAUAGAGAAACGAUGGUAAGUUCUGGAGGAAUUAUGUUUUUCUAUCUCAAAAAUUAAAAAUCCUAGAAAUUUUGAAAAAUAAUUUUUUGCAGCCACGCGAAACUCGGUCUCGAUCAAAAGAUAGAAGUUCAAGAAAAUCUGAAGAGUAAGUUUUUGUUUUCCCCAAAAUAUCUUGAAAAUCUGGAAUUUUUUAGCCGGAAAGAGAAGGAUCGAAAAGAAAAAGACAAGGAAAAAGAAAAGGAUAAGGAACAUAUGCGAAUUUCGAAAAUCGCCGAUGCCCCGACCAAAAAUCGAGAGAAACGGUAAGUCUUAUUUUAGGUUUAAGCUUGAGCUCCUGUUUUAGACCUAAACUUGGCUCUUGAACAUUUUUCAAGGCUAUUUUUUAACCUAACUUACUUGUUUUCAGAGGUUCGAGGUGAUCAAAAUUCAAUUUUAUUUAUCAAAUUCUACGAGUUGGAUUAUUUGUGUUAAUUGUUGUUUUUUUUUAUUUUCAGAUUAAUAAAGUUUUUAAAUUUUGUUUUUUUUUCUUGAAAUUUGUUAUUGGUUUUUUACCGUGAAAUAUCUGAGAUUUUUUGUUAAUUUCAGAGAAAUUCGAAAAUUUUUUGAUAGAAUGGUGGAUUCGGUAGAUAAAUUGGAUGGUGUUUUGAAUUCUGUGGAAGAAAUGAUUAUGAGAAUGAGAGCUGGUGAGCAAAUUUUAUGGGAAAUUUGAAUUUUGAAAAUUAUUAGAGAAUUGUAAUUUUAAGACAAACUUUUUAUAGAAAAAUCCCCAUUUUUCCACAGAAAAAAGCUUCGAAAUAAUCUUUUUAAAAUUUCCAAAUUCCAGGAGAUUCGCGCCUUGAUGAUAUGCUUAGCCGAGUCACAAAAACAUCGGAAAAAAUAGGAAGUAUGAAAAAAUAUGAGAAAAUGUUGGAUGAAGUUAGAGGUUUGAAUGGAAAUUCAAUUUAUCCCAAGGAAAGUAACAUGAAUUUUUUUGCAGAUCUUACUGUGAAUGGAAAUCGCCGGAAGUUGAUUUUGAACGAUUUGCAACGAGAAAAUCGACAAAUUAUGGCAUUACAGGUUGGUUGGAUUUUUAAGGACUUUUGAGAACCUGAGAAAGUGAGAUUAGAAAUGUAUAAACAAAAAGAAACAGAGUUAUGAGAAUUUAGGCUUAAUUAAAUUCAAAUCAAUAAUUUUGUAGGAUGAAAAUCGUCAACUUCGUGAAUCGACUGAUGAAUAUUUGGGUGCAAUUCGAGACAUUGUCGAAACUCAUUCGGAAAUUCGAAAAACCAUCGAAAACGACGCCGAUACUACGAUAAUUGAACCAGAUCAAGUGCUAUUUGAGUUGCCAAAUCGGAAAAUUGAACAGAGAUUACUGUAGGUUACUUUUCGGAAAAAAAUUCUUUUUAAAAAAUAAAAAUUUCAGAAAUUCUUACAAAAAAUGAAUUUAUUCAAUUCAAAUUUUAUAUUUUUCAGAAAUUAAAAAAAAAUAUUUAGAAUUCGUAAAUAUUCCACGUGGAUUCUCAAAAUAUGUAAAAAUCCCAAUAUCUCAUGUUUUUUCAGACAAGAUGGUUUACGUGUUCAAAAAGUAAUGGACGAUUUGGAGCUGAAACGGCGCGAACAACAACAAAAUAUAAUAUUAGCUGUUGAGAAAAAUAAAGUAUAUCGGGAAAUGUUCAAAUCUGCGUGUUUAUCAAAUCCAUCAGCUUUGAAUGUUUUGUGCAAAGCAAUGAAUCAAAUUCGACAAGAAAUUGGAGAUGAAAAUCGAAAAGAAGAAGAUUUUGAAAAUGAAGAAAAAGAUGAGAAAAAUGAUGAUUUGAAUUGCACAAUGGUUCGAAAAUUCUAGCCGAAGACGGGUUUUUUGAUGAAUUUCUUGUAAAUAUUUUUAAAACAUUUAGCAUGUAAUAUAAUAUCGAGCUUAUUGCCUUUUAUUUAUUAUUUAUUCGCUUUUCUUCGAAUGGUUCUAUAAUCAUAAAUUUGAUUUUUCCGGUGAUAUUAUUUGAAAAAAUUAGGGGUUGUUAGCCCCAAGGAUUUUGCCAUCUUUGUUAAAAAUGUGGAUGCAUCCGAUUGUUUGUAAUGGUAACAAAUUGAAAUGGAAGUUUGGAAAUAUCGAAAAUUUGGGCGAAAAAACAAUUUCUAGUGAAAUAUUCACGAUUGGACCAUUUGAUUGGUUAGUUCUCAUACUCUCAAAUAAAAUCCUUGUAUAUAUAUUUACUGAUAGUUUCCAGGGUCAUCGAUAUCAAUACCUCAACGAAUUCAACCAACAAUGUAAAGUAUCUGACAAUUAAUUUGGGAUAUGAUUCAGAAGAUAUGAAAAAAAAGUGUGAUUGGAUUUGUGAUGCAAGAGGAAAAUUCAGAUUGUUGAAGCAAAAUGGAGAGGGAAAACAGAAAUCGGAAGAUUUUGAAACUCGUUAUGUAGACUACCGUAUCAGUUAUGGAAUAGAUAUUUUGGAGUUUUCAAAGGUUUUGGACAGUUCCAGUGGUUUCAUCAAAGAAGAUUCUGUGAUUGUUGAAAUUGAUUUGAGUUUUAAGUUCUAUGAUUUCUCGAAAAAAAUUGAAAACUUCACGGAUUUCGUUAUCAACAUCUAUAAAACAAAAUUCUAUUUGAACAAAGGAGUGAGUUUUUAGUUGUAGUAUUAGUUUCGAUCAUGCAAAUAUUUUCAGGUUCUCAGCUCAAAAUCGAAGUAUUUCUACAAUUUAUUCGUCAAUGAUAAGUACACUGAGACUUCCAAGACUUUGCUUGAUAUUCAAUCUGAUGAAUUGAUGUGUAUCCUUGUUCCAUAUCCUGCGAUUGAUCCAAUUUUCAGUUUGUUUUUAGUUAACUAGUUCCUGUACAAAAUAUAUAUUUUUAAGAUGACUCAUAUGAUACAUUUAUCGAAAUUGCUCAAACAUACGGUGUCGAAUCACUUCAUGAUACAUGCGAAAAGUAUUUGAUUUCUGCUAAUAAGGUGGAAAUAAUGGAAAAAAUCGAGUAUGCAGAGGAGUAUGGUUAUGAGAAACUCAUGGAACAUUGUAUUGAUCAGUUCAAAUCUCCAAAAGAAAUCAAAAAUCUGCACGCGGAUAUGAGAUUUGAGAAUUUGAAGGAGUCUACAAAAUGGAAAAUCAUGACUCGUUUGUUGGACUUGAUUUGA
This is a messenger RNA of Caenorhabditis angaria, 9007 nucleotides long. Lineage: Eukaryota; Metazoa; Nematoda; Chromadorea; Rhabditida; Rhabditidae. The record is from the annotation of a GenBank genome assembly.